AUGGGGGUUGUGGUCAAUUACAAAAAGGAGAAGGAAACAACUGUCUGUUGCAAACACUGGCCUGUGACACAUGAUUUGCCCAGAGGAAAAGCCGUAUUCGAACAGAAAAUGAGGAAGCAUGGAUGGCAACUUCCUUACCAUCCACUCCAGGUGGUGGCUGUUGCUGUAUUUCUGGCGUUGGCCUUUGCUUUCUAUGUGUUCUUUGCUCCUUUUGUUGGAAAGAGGAUUUUUCAGUAUGUUGUGAUGGGCCUCUACACUCCUCUUAUUACAUGUGUCUUCGGCCUAUAUAUUUGGUGUGCAGCUGCUGAUCCUGCAGACCCAGGGGUUUUUAGGUCAAAGAAAUAUCUCAACAUUCCUGCCGAUGAAAAGCGUAAUAGAACAAAAGAUUCUAAACUAUGUGGGGAGUCAACAUCAUCAAUGCAUGAUGCUAAUGCUGUAACAGUUGGAGGAAAACCUCUGGAUAAGGAUGUUUUGGGCAAAGACGCGACUUCCAAAAUGUCCACCAGUGAAGGUGGAACAAAGAAUGAAUCAGAACAUUCAUCAUGCUUCCUGUUGGCUUGCUCUCCGUGUGCAUAUAUCUACAAUUGCUCCAGUUCGAGUGAGGAAUCUUCUGUACAACAAAUGAGUGAAGAAGGCAUGUUCUAUUGCAGUUUGUGUGAAGUUGAGGUUUUCAAGUACAGCAAACACUGCAGAGUUUGUGACAAAUGUGUUGACCGGUUUGAUCAUCACUGCCGGUGGCUUAACAACUGUAUUGGAAAAAGGAAUUACCGACAAUUUUUCACGCUUAUGGUUACUUCUCUCCUCUUGCUUAUUUUACAAUGGUCAACUGGAAUCUUCGUGCUUAUCUGCUGUAUUGUUGAGAGGAAGCAGUUCUCUGUGGAUAUUUCUUCCAAGUUGGGGAGCAGUUUCUCUUUGGCACCUUUCAUUAUUGUGGUGGCGGUGUGUACCCUUUUGGCUAUGAUUGCAACCUUGCCACUUGCACAACUUUUCUUUUUUCACAUCCUCCUUAUAAAGAAGGGAAUCAGCACGUAUGAUUACAUCAUUGCUUUGAGGGAGCAGGAGCAAGAGCAACAAGGAGUUGGAGGUCAGCAUAGUCCCCAAAUGUCUCCUGCUAGCUCACUUACCGGAUUAAGCAGUGCAAGCUCCUUUACUACUUUCCACCGAGGUGCAUGGUGUACACCUCCACGUCUGUUCCUUGAAGAUCAGUUUGAUGUUGUGCCCCCAGAGACUGGAUCUGUCAGUUCAUAUGGAAGAAAGAUGGUGGGAGAGGAACCAGUUAAGAAGAAGAAUACAGCAGUAAAGAUCAGUCCGUGGACUCUGGCAAGAUUAAAUGCUGAAGAGGUAUCAAAAGCUGCGGCAGAGGCAAGAAAGAAGUCGAAGAUCCUGCAGCCCGUGAGACGUGAUGCUCCUUUUGGGCUAGAAAGAGACAGCAGCUUUGGCAGCAGUGGCCGCCGAAUGGUUCCAAGGCCUGACAAUAAUCGAAGGCGAACUACGAAGCGGGUGCGCCUCCCGGCCGACCUUCCCAUGGAUGCUUUGACAAAGGGUUCGGCUAAAGCUGUUGACAAAGGCUUUACUGAGACAUCAACUAGUUUGGCCCCUCUUCAGCUUGAAGCUCGGAGUGCUUUCCAAACAAGCCGAGCAAUGUCAAGCUCCACAGGGAUUGUUGCUUCUUCUCCUGAUAGCAGUUUAGACUCACCUGACAUCCAUCCCUUCCGGGUGUCCUCAUCAGGAGCUGAAGAGGCAAGGCGGCUCACGGGUCUGCCUGCUGCUGUUGCAGCUGGUCAGAAGGGAAUGCCACUGUCAAGGUCAACCAGUGAUGGGUAUGACGCAUCUGGUGGAGAAGAUAGUGAUAGAGUGCCUUCUAGAAUCGUCCAAAGGUCAACAAACUGGAGUAACCUUCUCUUUGGCUCUGAUCAAGAUGAACGGAUUGGCAAACUGAAAGCAUCAUCCUCUAGCCUGGCUAACACUAGAAUGCUGUGA
Messenger RNA from Prunus armeniaca (apricot), 1980 nucleotides. The record is from the annotation of a GenBank genome assembly. NCBI's taxonomy places the organism in Eukaryota, Viridiplantae, Streptophyta, Magnoliopsida, Rosales, Rosaceae.